This is a messenger RNA of Candidula unifasciata, 303 nucleotides long. Lineage: Eukaryota; Metazoa; Mollusca; Gastropoda; Stylommatophora; Geomitridae. The record is from the annotation of a GenBank genome assembly.
UGGGAAAGUCGAGUAUUCCACGCAGCUGUACAUGUUGGCGAUGCCAUGAUUGUAAUUGGCGGUCUUACAAUCACUGGUAGCUAUGCUAAAGAUGUGCUGGUGUACAGAUAUGCGUGUAACACAUGGCAUCGUCUCAAGUUUAGUGACUUUGAACAGGAUGAGAUGAACCUGACGGUGGUGGGUCUGGAUGCAGUCAGCCUGGGCAGUGUCGUCUACCUGUUUGGCGGAUUUACGGGAGUCAUGCUGGGCACUUUGUCGCAACUGGUGCUGCCGACGGAUGUGUGCUCACUUAUCAAGGACUCU